Molecule: messenger RNA, 2073 nt
Organism: Salvia miltiorrhiza (redroot sage)
Lineage: Eukaryota; Viridiplantae; Streptophyta; Magnoliopsida; Lamiales; Lamiaceae
Product: probable 3-deoxy-D-manno-octulosonic acid transferase, mitochondrial
Exons: 12
Coding region: 480-1874 (464 amino acids)
Biological process (GO): lipid A biosynthetic process
Cellular component (GO): plasma membrane
Molecular function (GO): transferase activity
Source: RefSeq, a predicted model, not a curated record
CAUCGGAGACGCCGGAGGUGAGGAAGACGGUGGUUGUUGAGUGAGUUAGGGAGAAAUUUUGGGGGGGCUGAGUUACUGUUGGCGACGGCAACUGAAUUGCGGCUGAGGAAGAAAUUAGUUGUAAAGGCUAGAAAACAUUUUUAUAACGGCAGAUUCAAUAGCUUAAUAACUCUGCCCUAUCUUCUGAUAGCUAUUAUAGAUCCAUACCAUUACCAUAUAUACGUAUUUUCUUGGUGUGAUUCAACUUCUCCUCCUCCCACAGCCGCUGGAGGUGUUUUAGUUCAAUUUCCUCAACCGCAUGAGAUACUGCAGUGAGUUUCUAGAAUUUGGGGAUACAAUUUUUUUAUUGGAAUUUGGGUUUUAAAUUGUUGAAUUUGGUUGUGGUCAAGAAAGGUAUAUGAUGGAAAAUAAGAUUUGGGUUGGGAAGGGGGAAUUUGGGUUUUAUUAAAGGUAAGUUAGAAGGUAGACAAGGUAAGUCAAUGGCGAUAACAACCGGUAAAAUAGUGUACAAAAUUUACCGAGCACUAACCUACGGCAUAUCACCGUUAAUGCGCCUUCACCUACGGUGGCGCAGAAUCCGGGGCCGGGAACACCCCCUUCGCUGGUCGGAACGCCUCGGCCGCCCCUCCGAGCCUCGCCCCGCCGGUCGCCUCAUCUGGUUCCACGCCGUCUCCUUGGGUGAAGGAUUGGCCGCGAUUCCUGUGAUAAAGUGCUGUUUAGAGAGGAGGCCGGAUGUGACGGUGCUGAUGACGACGUCGACGGUCUCGGCAUUUGAAGUGAUAAAGGAGAGACUUCCAAGUAAUGUCAUAUAUCAGCAGUUUGCUCCUCUUGAUAUACCAUAUAGUAUGGAUGCCUUUCUUCAAUAUUGGAGGCCAAAUGCAGUUAUGCUAAUGGAAAGUGAAUUGUGGCCAAAUCUCAUUAUGGGCGCUGCAAGAAAUGGUAUUGCAUUGGCGCUGCUAAAUGGCAGAAUUUCCACAAAAUCAUUCCGAAAUUGGUCUUAUCCAGUAAUUUUACCGUUGAUCAAGUUGAUGCUAUCAAAGUUUUCAUUGAUUCUCCCAUUGAGCACAAUCCAAGGGAUUCAGUUUCAGCUAUUGCAAGCUCCACCACAUAUCAUAAGCUAUACUGGAGACCUCAAAUUUGCUAUAACAGAUUUUGACAAUUCUGUUGGAGUAAAGAGAAGUCUUACAGAGUUCCAGGCACAGCUUUCCCAUAGAAAAGUGUGGAUGGCAUCUUCAAUUCAUAAGGGUGAAGAUGAAGUAUUUAUCAGAGCUCACAAGUUACUAAAACAAAAGCAUCCAGAUCUAGUAACUAUUAUUGUCCCCCGUAAGCCUCACCUUGGACAAGAUAUUACAUUGAGGUUACAAGAGGAAGGAAUUCCUGUGGCAUUGCGGUCUCGUGGUGAUAAUCUGACUGAAGAAAUGAGUAUAUAUGUGGUUGACACAUUAGGUAUUAUACGUGAGAAAUGUCAAUGUGUGCAUGACCUAGGUGAACUUAGAGACUUCUACAGAUUAAUGCCAAUAGCAGUAGUAGGAGCUUCAUUCCUUCUUGGAUCAACAGGUCACAAUAUAUCAGAAGCCGCUGCAGCUGGCUGUGCUGUUUUAACAGGCCAUCAUGUUGGCCACUUUUCGCACAUGGUAGCAGAAAUGCAAAAUGUGAAUCCCCUUUCGGUUCUGCAGGUUUCACAUGAAGAGCUAGUAGAUGCUGUUAAUGAGCUCUUUGUCAAUGCCGAGAUUCUUGAAGUACGCCGUCUGGCAGCCAGACAAGCAUAUCAUGCUCUGUCGUGUGGAAUUGUUGAAAAGUUAUGGAAAAAGUUGCAUUAUCACAUUUUUAUGAAAUCAGUAGGCACUGAAGAUGAACAUGGUGCAAGAAGCUAAAAUGCAAAGGAGAAGUAUUGAAAUUCUUUUGCAAGGUGAGAAACUUUCCUAUUUUGUUAAAUAAAAGUUAUUUAUCUUUUUGCGUAUUUCCACCCUUUGAUCAGACAUGAAUGAAGCAGGAGCGAAAUAUAAACAUGGGGAAAUAAAUUAUUCCCUAAUUGAGCUAAUAUAAAUUUUUCUCUUUUGCCUGGUUCCACCA